Seminavis robusta is the source of this 1392-nucleotide messenger RNA. Lineage: Eukaryota; Bacillariophyta; Bacillariophyceae; Naviculales; Naviculaceae. The record is from the annotation of a GenBank genome assembly.
AUGUCAAACACUCAAGAAGAUAAUGCCAAUGGCCGCCGCAGUUAUGUUGACAUACCAUACGCAGAACUAGGAGCCGUGCACCCUGAUGGUGUCAUUGUCGGUCCUACUGAAAGGUACUACAAGUGCAGUGGUCAGUUUACAGCCGAUCUCAUGACAAUGGGAAUCGGCCUCAAGACGUCUGACUUUCAUGAGAUUGGCAACGUAGAGGAGGAGCCUUAUCGUUCCAUGAAGUUGAAGAAAAAGGUAACAGCCACGCAGAAGCACAUGGUGGAGGAAAUCAAGCGUCGUUGUAUUGUGGAUGGCCAUCUUGAACAACCAAAGUGCGGCCACUGGGACAAAAAGAAGUGUCUUGUCUGGCUGCAGAGGAAUCCACUCACCAAUGCAAGCGACAGGGCCUUUGUAAUUGCCGCAGAAAAGAAGCUCUAUGAUCUUGUGACAAGGGUUAAUAAGGAAAACUUGAAGGAAAAGAACAAGGGAACUGCUCCGUUGAUCACCGCAGAACCCUACAUCCGUCUGAUUGAGUGCAUGCUCAAUGACAGCAUCCGCCCACUGUUCAUGGAGAUGCACAGGAUGGGGGAAAGAGAUGAUGAAGCGCCACUGGGUGACAGCCGUGCCAAGUUGAUCAAAAUCAUUGCCAAGUGGGAGCUGAGUGGAAACGGAUUCGGCCAGCGUGGACAGGAUGAAGAUGCGUUUGGUCACUUGGGAGAGGACGAGCUCCAGUGUGGAGACAACCGAGCUAACUUCAUGGAUUCCCAGACAAAGGAACACAUCCUGUACUUGUGGCAUGUUGCCGAUGAACAAGAGAUCCUCAAGAAUGUUUUGAGUGUCAUCUCUGAUUCUUGUGCCGCGAGUUCUGAAGCUUGCUCCAGCGUGGCUGGAUCGGUGGUUACCACUGCACGCAAGAGACGAGUUGACGAACGUGCUUUGGGUUUCUUCCGUGCAAAGAUGGGUCUGGCCAUGCACACCAUGUCUCGUGCCGCCAUUUUCAAAGAACUCCGAGAGACACAGGACAAAUUGUUCGAGUCACAGGUCAAAGUCAUGGAGACCACCAGCUCCAACAUAAGUGACUUGUACAUGGGCAGGAUCAGGAUGCUCGAGGCACAAGUGAAGGCCGUUCAGGAAUGUCUUGAUUCCCUUGAUGGGGAGGAAGCAGUGAAGAAGCAGCGCCGCGAACGCCGAGCCAACAAGAAAAGGAAGACCACCGCAUCUGCCGCUGCCGCUGCCUUGGAUUCUGAUGAUACCGACUCUGAUGAUGAUGAUGAGGAAGGGUUGGCUGCUGAAAGUGGUUCCAUGGGCUAUUGAUGAGAGCGCCAUGGCCAAAAAAGAAAAAGAGUGUUGUGUUCUGUGGAAGAAGUGUUGACUGAAAUGAGUUGAUUGCCUGGAACUGUCGAC